AUGAGUAAUCGUGCGUACGUUGUUUUGUUUGUGGCGCCCCGUAUCAGCCAAUCAAAUGCACAUAGCCAUCAUCACCGCCACAGUGAGGUGCAUGUGCAGUGUGCAGCGCUCCCACGACUGUGGGAACACAGUGCGGCCGCUUGCGCUGCACGCUGCGCACGUACGUGCAUCCACCCGCAUGUCUGCACGCACGUGCGCACCUACGACGACGUUGUCAAGUCGUUAUUAAUUAGUGCAGAGUGCGCAUCUGGCUUUGUUCCCACGCUGCAGGAUGACUCAUGCACGCCUUUCAUGGAGGGCCUGAUGCGCCAUCGCGUGCGCCAUGGGCAGGGCGGUGAUGCAAACGGGCGAUGGGCACCGGGCCAGCCGCCCUCCGACAGUCUUGAGUGA
Molecule: messenger RNA, 390 nt
Organism: Hydatigera taeniaeformis
Lineage: Eukaryota; Metazoa; Platyhelminthes; Cestoda; Cyclophyllidea; Taeniidae
Source: the annotation of a GenBank genome assembly